ACGACCGCUUCAUAUGCACAGCGACGACGGUUUGCACAUCAGUUUCCAUUUAAUCAGAGAGAAGUAAACGAGUAACUAUAUAUUGAACAAGUCGGUAAACGAAACGUACAACUGAAAUUUGGUGAUUAAUACAUCUCAAUUCGGAAUAUAAAGUUAAUUAGGGACAGCAUUACGGUCCUCGUUCAACUAUAUCAUUAAUUAGAUCGAUUCGUAUCAUAAUACAAGAUGAAAUUGUUCGUGCUAUUGGCCGUUGUGGCCGUAAUUGGUGUGUCAUGGGCGGAGGAGAAGAAAGAAAAGGAUAAAGAAAUGGGCACGGUUAUUGGAAUCGAUUUAGGAACAACAUAUUCAUGUGUUGGUGUGUACAAAAACGGUCGCGUCGAAAUCAUCGCUAACGAUCAGGGUAACCGAAUCACUCCAUCCUAUGUCGCGUUCACAGCCGAAGGUGAACGUCUCAUCGGUGAUGCGGCCAAGAAUCAGCUGACAACGAAUCCAGAAAACACUGUGUUCGAUGCAAAACGUUUGAUUGGUCGCGAAUUCAACGAUGCUACCGUCCAGCACGAUGCAAAAUUGUUCCCAUUCAAAGUCAUCGAAAAGAACUCGAAGCCACACGUUGAAGUUUCGACCAGUCAAGGAAACAAGGCCUUCGCACCGGAAGAAAUCUCCGCCAUGGUUCUGCUGAAGAUGAAGGAAACGGCUGAAGCUUAUUUGGGUAAAACCGUUACACAUGCCGUCGUCACCGUUCCGGCUUAUUUCAACGAUGCUCAACGUCAAGCAACUAAGGAUGCUGGUGUCAUCGCCGGUCUUAACGUCAUGAGAAUCAUCAACGAACCUACCGCCGCGGCCAUCGCUUACGGUUUGGAUAAGAAAGACGGUGAAAAGAAUGUGUUGGUCUUCGAUUUGGGAGGCGGUACGUUUGACGUGUCUCUGUUGACAAUUGACAACGGUGUGUUCGAGGUGGUUGCAACGAACGGUGACACACAUUUGGGCGGUGAAGAUUUCGAUCAGCGUGUUAUGGACCACUUCAUCAAAUUGUACAAGAAGAAGAAGGGCAAGGACAUCCGCAAAGACAACCGUGCCGUACAGAAAUUGCGUCGUGAAGUCGAAAAGGCAAAGAGAGCGUUGUCGGCCAGUCAUCAAGUCAGAAUCGAAAUUGAAUCGUUCUUCGAGGGUGAAGAUUUCUCCGAAACAUUGACCCGUGCAAAGUUCGAGGAAUUGAACAUGGAUCUGUUCCGAUCGACACUCAAACCGGUGCAAAAAGUUUUGGAGGACGCUGACAUGAACAAGAAGGACGUCGAUGAAAUCGUAUUGGUUGGUGGUAGUACGCGUAUCCCGAAAGUGCAACAAUUGGUCAAAGAUUUCUUCAACGGCAAAGAACCAUCGCGUGGUAUCAAUCCCGAUGAAGCUGUUGCUUAUGGUGCUGCUGUUCAAGCUGGUGUACUGUCUGGCGAACAAGAUACCGAUGCCAUCGUAUUGCUCGAUGUCAAUCCACUCACUAUGGGUAUCGAGACUGUUGGUGGAGUAAUGACAAAAUUGAUUCCACGAAACACUGUCAUCCCAACCAAGAAGUCUCAAAUCUUCUCAACUGCCAGCGACAAUCAAAACACCGUUACCAUUCAAGUGUACGAAGGUGAACGUCCAAUGACCAAAGACAACCAUUUGUUGGGCAAAUUCGAUUUGACCGGCAUUCCACCAGCACCCCGAGGCAUUCCACAGAUCGAAGUCUCAUUCGAAAUCGAUGCCAACGGUAUUCUUCAAGUAACCGCCGAAGAUAAGGGCACCGGACACAAAGAGAAAAUUGUCAUCACCAACGACCAGAACCGUUUGACACCGGAAGACAUUGACCGUAUGAUCCGCGAUGCGGAGAAAUUCGCCGAUGAGGAUAAGAAACUGAAGGAACGCGUUGAGUCGCGAAAUGAAUUGGAAAGUUAUGCGUACAGUUUGAAGAAUCAACUCAGCGACAAGGAGAAACUCGGAUCGAAGGUUUCCGAUGAGGAAAAAGCUAAAAUGGAAGAGGCUAUCGAUGAGAAAAUCAAGUGGUUGGAAGAGAAUCAAAAUGCCGAGCCGGAAGACUUCAAAACACAGAAGAAAGAAUUGGAAGAUGUUGUGCAACCAAUCAUUGCCAAACUAUACCAAGGGCAAGGAGGCGCACCACCACCAGCUGGUGGCGAAGACGAUGAUCUCAAGGACGAGUUGUAAAUUUAAUUUAUUUGAACUUUCUAGUGAGUUAUUUAUUUUUGCAAUUUUUCCGAGAAAAAUUUAGUGAAAACGAAAUGUUGAUGAGGUCCGCGUUCAUUCCGUGAUAAAAAAACAAAAUUAGUCUUCUUCAAAUUCGAUUAAAAUUUACAAUUCUUCGGUUUCCUUCAUGUUUACAAAAAAAAAAUCAGAAAUGUUUGUUCAAGAAGACACUUACACACUUACUCGGCAGGUUCGAUCAACCUAACUAAAACCAAUAUUAUGCAAGCAUUUCGACUGAUAUAUAGACAUUAUGUUAACGUAAGUGAGAGUAUAAGUGUGAUUGGUGUGAAUGGUUGUACGUAGUUAAGAAUGUGUUUGAUUCGAAAAAAAGACUGAUGCAAAUGUGUAAAGAGAAUUUGUCUUUUUUAGAAAAUAAAAACAGAAAAAAAUUAAAAAAAAAA
Bradysia coprophila is the source of this 2636-nucleotide messenger RNA. It is a transcript of the gene Hsc70-3, whose product is annotated as heat shock protein 70 cognate 3. Lineage: Eukaryota; Metazoa; Arthropoda; Insecta; Diptera; Sciaridae. The record is from RefSeq and is a predicted model, not a curated record. Gene Ontology annotation, molecular function: ATP-dependent protein folding chaperone; ATP binding.